Cokeromyces recurvatus is the source of this 1110-nucleotide messenger RNA. RefSeq lists its product as uncharacterized. The record is from RefSeq and is a predicted model, not a curated record. Lineage: Eukaryota; Fungi; Mucoromycota; Mucoromycetes; Mucorales; Mucoraceae. The transcript has a single exon. The coding region runs from base 1 to 1110 and encodes 369 amino acids.
AUGACUAUUUCUAACCAACGUCUUAUCUAUGGUGCAGCUCUUAUCCUCUUAGGUACUUCAGGGCUUGUUUAUUACCUAAUGGAAGAUGACAAGCGUGCCAAAAAAAGAAAGGCAGCUCGUAAAUCCGAACGUGCUACACUUCAUGUCCUUGCACAAAUUCAACAAGAAGCUCAAUCGAUUGAAACCAAGUUAAAUACCGUUGACCAACAAACAUCGCUCAAACAAAAGCAGUUUUUGUUAGCCCAUGCUAAUGAGCUUUUGCUUCAAUUGAUGGAGAAAUUAGAUACUAUUCGUCCUGUGGCGGUUAUUAUGGCUGAUGAUGACAAGGAAAUGAACGAAUUUGAACAAAAAUUGGUCUCUAACAUUAAAUCCAAAAAGAAGGCGGUUAUCAAGAUGAUUGAAGAAUUAUUUCGCCAAUUAGAUAAGAUGAAUGUGCAAGUGACAAAAGCGUUAGAAGAAGAAGAAAGAGAAGAAGCAGAGCGUUUGGAAAAGGCUAAAAAGGAAGCUGAAGAUGAAAGGAAAUUGAAAGAGGAGCAAGAAAGAGUUAUUCAAGAAGAGGCGCUUCGUAGGUUAAAUGAAGAACAAAAUAAUACGUUAAAUGAUGAACAAGAUAUGGACAUCAGUAGACAAAAAGUGGAAGAAGCCGUAGAAGAAUCUGCAGAAGAAGCUGCAGAAGAAGUUGCAGAAGAAGUUGCAGAAGAAGCUGCAGAAAAGGCUACAGAAGAAGCUGUAGAAGAAGCUGUAGAAGAGAUUAUGGAAGAAGCUGUAGAAGAGAUUGUAGAAGAAGCUGUAGAAGAAGCUGUAGAAGAAGUUGUAGAAGAGAUGAUAGAGGAAGCUGUAGAAGAGAUGAUAGAAGAAGCUGUAGAAGAAGCUGUAGAAAAGGCUACAGAAGAAGCUAUUGAAGAGGAGGCUGUAGCAGAAAAUAAGGAAGAAAAAGAGUUACUAGACAUGUUGGCAAAGGAGCUAGAAAGAGAGGUAGCUAAUAAAAGAUUAGCUACGCCCAACCAAGAUGAAGUCAUUUUAACUUCAUCAUCUGAAGAACACGAGGAUGAGGCCAUUACUACAACAAAAAAUGAUGAAAAUAUUGUUCAUGAAGAACUUCAAAAUUAA